Molecule: messenger RNA, 432 nt
Organism: Pochonia chlamydosporia 170
Lineage: Eukaryota; Fungi; Ascomycota; Sordariomycetes; Hypocreales; Clavicipitaceae
Exons: 1
Coding region: 1-432 (143 amino acids)
Source: RefSeq, a predicted model, not a curated record
AUGGUUUGUUUUUGUCAAGAAGAUGCAUCGAGGAGACACAUAUGCUGUGAGUCGAGUCCUCACCAAACGCAGAAACAAAAGGCACUGGAUUCGCCAUACAAAUCUGGUUCAUUGGUGUCUUGCUUGUUUGCUGCCUGUGGACAUAAUCCUCCUCUUCAUACGGAGUACUGGACUCACCUCUCGUUGGGUAGGAGUCAAUAUCCACCGACUCAGACUACAGUGUCUCAGGUCGUUUGGCGCUGGUUGAUGACAUCUGUACAGCUAAAAGACAGACCGGGGACGCCACUGUGCCGUCGGAUGACCGCCACUCCGUGCCAUCUCCAACCUGCUGAAUCUGGCUGUGGCCUUGCUCGUGUGAGGUUUUGGAAGACCUUGGGUCCGUCUCAGACUUCCAAGGAUAAUCACGGCACUCACUCAGCUCGCUUAGAUUGA